Messenger RNA from Pararge aegeria (speckled wood butterfly), 2810 nucleotides. RefSeq lists its product as uncharacterized. Lineage: Eukaryota; Metazoa; Arthropoda; Insecta; Lepidoptera; Nymphalidae. The transcript has 16 exons. The coding region runs from base 86 to 2611 and encodes 841 amino acids. Gene Ontology annotation, biological process: signal transduction. The record is from RefSeq and is a predicted model, not a curated record.
CAGAUUUGACAAAUUAACAAUAAGCGAUUUGAAUGUGACUAUUAUAGAAUCUAGUGGAAAAGUUGAUGUUUAAAAUGAUUUCAAAAUGACUGCGAUUUUAAAUAAAAGUAGUAAACGGAAGCUAUCCAUAGAUAAUGCUAACGACAGUCGGGAUACGCAGUGUUGUAAGAGAAUUUCGUAUUUCGCAUGUAUGUGUGGUGUUAUAUCGUUGGUAUUACAGGCUUAUAGUUAUGUGGAUAACGUUGAAAUUAAUAACAAUUUCGAUAUGGAAAGUGAUGUGAUGAAAAGUGUUAUCGAUAUAAAAUUAGAAGAGAAAAUUGAAGCAUAUUUACGUCAAGUGACCGGUACUUCGCAUAGGCUAAAAAGGGAUGCAAUGCUCAAAACAUCUUCAGUCAUGCAAGAGGACUACACGGAGGGGCCGCACGUGGAAUUCUUCGAUCCCAAGAUAAAGUCUCAAUUGGAGAUGAAGGACACCAAUGAGAUGAAGCGGACUGGAGCCAAGGGUGCCGCUCCUGGUGGAGACACCUGGGUUUGGCUGACCAGUUACUCAAGAGUACCAUACAAAGUUGUGCAAGGGUUUUGCAAAGCCACGCAAGAUUACUGUCCACCAGGAGUGCGAGGACCUUCUGGACCUGCUGGACCUACAGGACCCAAAGGCGAAAGAGGAGAUCCAGGUUCUCCUGGCACAUCUGGUAGUCCCGGAUUAAGAGGACCUGUUGGACCCCCAGGGCCAAAAGGAGAACGUGGAUUUCCUGGUAACCCGGGGCUUGAUGGACGAGAUGGAGUGCCUGGUGAACCGGGCUUGGAUGGUCUUUCUGGCAGAAAUGGGGCAGAUGGGGCGCCUGGGAAGGACGGGCGUGAUGGCAUCCCGGGCAAGGAUGGGAGCCCCGGGAAAAAUGGGAAGGACGGGAAAGAUGGCAGACCUGGAGCGCAAGGCCCCCCAGGUGUUAGAGGGUCGAAAGGCGACCGUGGCCCUAUAGGGCCUAAAGGCCAAAGAGGCAAUGACGGAAAAGACGGGGCUCCGGGGAAACCAGGAUUGUCAAUCUACAAUUACACUAAGGAAAACCAGAUGUUCAUACCUCCUACUUUUGCGUUGGAUAAUCCUAGAUUGAUCGUCAGGGAAGGCGAUACAAUGCGUAUAGACUGCAACCCCAAAGCUUUUCCUGAGGCAGCUAUAGAGUGGAGGAGGGCAGACGGCACUCCUAUUAUACAGGGUUCCUGGCGGGACGCAUCUGUGAGUGGCCACGUGCUGAACAUCCCCAACGUGUCGCGCUGGCACACUGGCAAGUAUGUUUGCCUUGCCAACAAUGGCAUGCAGCCGCCGGCCAACCAAACCACGGAUGUCGAAGUUCAUUUCAGUCCAUAUAUAAGGGUGCCGAAUAACAUUCUCUACGUACCGCAUAACAACAAAACCGCUAAAAUUGAAUGUGAGAUCCAAGCGUGGCCUGAACCUGUUCUAGCGUGGGAAUGCGAUGGACUUACUCUAGAGGGUUCCCGUUUCAAGACUGAUGUUGCCACAACCGGGGAUCCGUGGAGAUGGAUCAUGAAACUUGAGAUUGCCAGCUUCAGAGAACAUGACCUAAGGCUUUAUAGCUGUGUUGCGAAAAAUGAACUUAAUAACAAAACAGUUAAGGGUCAUAUUAAGUUGAUGUAUGCUGGGCCCAAUCAGCAGAACCAGAUCCAGCAGCCAAUGGAGUUCGGCUCCCCACCUCCCAUCCUUACUUCCUACGAGGAGCUGUGCAAGGUUCAGAAAUGUCCAUCAUGUCCUCGCUGUGAUCGUGCUUUGCUCCUGAUCUCCACUAUGAACUCUACAGCUGGAUAUAAGUUAACCAGGAAUCUCAAUUGUCAACUGUAUGCCAUCGGUAAACCUGUCUACCAUCGAUAUAAAGAAGAAUUGUUUGGGGCAUGGUUAAGAGAUUCAAAUGCCUCCGAUAGUCAGAAAGAAAAACUCUGGACAACUCAAGAGAAUGACGUGGAAAGACUGAGGGAAUACAGAAGCAAAGCAAGCUUCAAGUCCGACCAGGUUGAUGAGUUUCAUAAGCUACAGAAGCCAUUUUUUGGAAAUGGUCACAUAGUGUACAGUGGAUCGUUCUUCUACCAGGCAAACGAAUCAGGGCACCCAGGUGAUAUCAUUCGCUACGAUCUCACUCAGAGUAGAAUCAAAUCCGUCCACCUGCCUCACGCCGAUGGAAGGCUAUAUGCGGGCCAGCACAAUCAGGUGGAUUUCAGUGCAGAUGACAAUGGUCUGUGGGCAAUUUAUUCGAUGGCAGAAUCUAACAACACUGCAGUAGCUAAACUGAGCUUCGACCCCAACAAAGACGACUUCAACAUCAAUCAUAUUUGGAACAUAUCGUUGAACCAUAAACAAGUGGGAGAAAUGUUCAUAGUAUGCGGGGUGCUAUACGCGCUGGACUCGGCCACAGAACGGGAGAGCAAAGUAACAGUAGCUAUUGACCUGUACCUAAGCAAGCCCGUGGAGGUGUCACUGCAGUUCACAAACCCGUUUAGAAAGACAACGCAGCUUGGAUACGAUCAUAACCACAAGGAGCUGUAUUCAUGGGACCGUGGCAACCAGUUAACUUAUCCAGUUAGAUAUAACGAGAUACCUUAACCAUUGUAGGUAGUUAAACUUAAUUCGUGUCUUUACUAUAUUUUUUCUAACGUGUUAGUAAGGUAACUGUAAUUGUAUAAUAGGUAAAAUGUAAUUUGAAAAGAACAAAAAACUAUGACCCACCAAAGUUCCGCAUAAAAGUUCAAUAUAUAGUCUAGUCGAAAAGUUGAAAAUGGUACAAAAUAGAGAUACUGCUCUU